GAAAAAAUGGCCAAAAGAAUUGCCGAGAAGGAGUUGACAGAUAGGAACUGGGAUCAGGAAGAUGGUGCUGAAGAGGUGGGAACAUUCUCGGUGGCCAGUGAAGAAGUAUUGAAGAACCGAGCCAUAAAGAAAGCCAGGCGUAGAAAUGUUGGGUUUGAAUCCGAUAGUGGAGGGGCCUUUAAAGGUUUUAAAGGUUUGGUUGUGCCUUCAGGAGGAGGAGGGUUUUCUGCAUUUGGCUGCGCUGGAGGGAAGCCUCUGGAAGGAUUGUCCAAUGGAAACAGCUCGCCCAGUGCCCCUUCCUUGGGCAGUGCCAGGGCGGCGGCAGAACCCAAGGCGGCCUUUGGUUCUUUUGCUGUAAAUGGCCCUGUAAAAAUGGAUAAAAACGUUUCCGACCCCAAGGCCAAUGGCAGAGGCGCGCAGCCCUCCUCCUCCUCGUCGUCCUUCUCCUCCUCCUCCUCCAGCUCCACCAAAGCUGGCACCGGGAGUGCCUACCGAGAGCAGCUGGCGUCCCUCAACUGCUCGGUGCGGGACUGGAUCGUGAAGCACGUGGACACGAACCCCCUCUGCGAUCUGACGCCCAUCUUCAAGGACUACGAGAAGUACCUGGCGGCCAUCGAGGAGCAGCACGAGAGCAGCAGCAGCAGCAACUCGGAGAGUGACGCCGGGGGUGGGUCGCUGCACGCCCCGCCCCCUCCCUCGUUUGGGUCAGCGAAACUACAGCAGGAGGCCACGUUUCUGUUGCACAGCAGUCAGACUGAGACCACGUCAGAAAAGAAGAGGGAGGCUGCGUUGGAAAAGAAAGUCGAGCCGGGACAAGGAGCAGCAAGUGCCUCAUUCAACUUCGGCAAGAAAGUCGAUAGCUCGGUCCUGGGCUCCCUAAGCUCCGGGUCCCUCACUGGAUUCUCAUUUCCCCCUGGAAACUCCGGUUUUUUUAGUAAAGAUACUACUCAGAGCCAAUCGGUUUCUUCGCCAUUUCCUGCUAAAACCUCCGAGAGCCCAGCGGAAGGCGUUAGUAAUGAAUGCAAAGGUGGGGACGAGGAGGAGAGUGACGAGCCCCCCAAGGUGGUGGUGAUUGAGGUGAAGGAAGAAGAUGCUUUCUACUCCAAAAAGUGUAAACUAUUUUACAAGAAAGACAAUGAAUUUAAAGAGAAAGGUGUGGGCACCUUGCAUCUAAAGCCUACAGCAAAUCAAAAAACGCAGCUACUAGUGCGGGCCGAUACCAAUCUAGGCAACAUACUGCUCAACGUCCUGGUCCCGCCCGGCAUGCCAUGCUCCCGGACAGGGAAGAACAACGUGCUGAUCGUCUGCGUCCCCAACCCUCCGCUUGACGAGAAGAACGCCACUGCCCCCGUCCCCAUCUUGAUUCGGGUAAAAACAAGCGAGGAUGCCGACGAAUUGCACAAAAUCCUACUGGAGAAGAAGGACGCAUGAGCACCGAGUGCUGAGAGCCGCGCCGCGCCGCGCCUCCCCGCCGCCACCCUGCCACCCCAGCCUAGCUUUCCUUCCUACUUUGACAUUCUAAGGACUUCUAGACAACUUCAAAACUUUUGUGAGGAAGAUUAAGGCCAAUAAAACCUUUCAAAGUUAAGUGUCAAACAACUAUUCUCCCUUUUUAAGAACCAAUUGCAAAAUACUUUGGGAAUUUUGGGGAGAUUUUUUUUUUAAUGUUCACUUACUGAUUAAACUAAGCAUAAGUGA
Molecule: messenger RNA, 1698 nt
Organism: Dipodomys ordii (Ord's kangaroo rat)
Lineage: Eukaryota; Metazoa; Chordata; Mammalia; Rodentia; Heteromyidae
Gene: Nup50
Product: nucleoporin 50kDa
Exons: 7
Coding region: 7-1431 (474 amino acids)
Biological process (GO): protein import into nucleus
Cellular component (GO): nuclear pore
Source: RefSeq, a predicted model, not a curated record